UUUUAUCCCUCUCCUCGUACUGUGCCGGGCCGUGCUAAUCGCUAAUCCCAUUCUCCGCGCAACCAGAGACGAAGCGAGCCGGCCGACUUGCGCUGCUGCUCGAAUCCCGACCAUGUAUCUGGUUCCCAAAGAGCUCGACAAGCUCGUCAUCUCCCAGCUGGGCCUCCUCGCUCAGAGACGUCUGGCGCGAGGUGUUAAGCUGAACCAUUCCGAGGCCACGGCUCUCAUCGCCAACAACCUCCAUGAGCUCAUCCGCGAUGGAAACCACAGCGUGGCCGACCUGAUGGCCCUGGGCUCCACCAUGCUGGGCCGCCGCCAUGUGCUGCCCUCCGUUUGCAGCACCCUCCAUGAGAUCCAGGUCGAGGGCACCUUUACCACCGGCACGUAUCUCGUGACGGUCCACAACCCCGUCUGUACUGACGAUGGCGACCUCCGCAAGGCCCUCUACGGGAGCUUCCUCCCUAUCCCGGAUGCUGAGCUGUUCCCCAUGGCCCCCGUCGAGGAGUACGAGCACACCCGGAAGCCCGGCGCCGUCGUCACCGUCAAGGCCAAGGUCGCCCUCAACGAGAACCGCAAGAGGACCCGUCUGCCGGUGACGAGCAAGGGAGACCGGCCCAUCCAAGUCGGAUCGCACUACCACUUCAUCGAGACCAACCCGCAGCUGGAGUUUGACCGCAUCCGCGCGUACGGGUACCGCCUCGACAUCCCCGCCGGCACCUCGGUCCGCUUCGAGCCCGGCGACACCAAGACGGUGACGCUCGUUGAGAUCGGGGGCAACCGCGUCAUCCGCGGUGGCAACAACUUGGCCAGCGGCGUUGUCGACCUCUCGCGCGCCGACGAGAUUCUCGCCAAGCUGCAGCAGGCCGGCUUCGCCCACGCCCCCUCCCCGGCCGGCGACCUCAGCCACAUCGACACCCUCACCAUGGACCGCUCCGCGUACGCCACCAUGUUCGGCCCCACCACUGGCGACCUCGUCCGGCUUGGCAACACCGACCUGUGGGUCAAGGUCGAGCGCGACAUGACCGUCUACGGCGAGGAGUGUAAGUUUGGCGGCGGCAAGACGCUGCGCGAAGGUAUGGGCCAGGCCACGGGGCGGUCGGACGCCGAGACGCUGGACCUGGUCGUCGUCAACGCUCUCAUCGUCGACUGGACGGGCAUCUACAAGGCGGAUAUUGGCGUCAAGGAAGGCAUGAUUGUAGGAAUUGGCAAGGCUGGUAACCCAGAUGUUAUGGAUGGCGUGGCUCCCAACAUGGUGGUCGGAAGCUGCACGGAUGUCAUUGCGGGAGAGGGCAAGAUUAUCACCGCUGGCGCCAUCGACACUCACAUUCACUUCAUCUGCCCACAGCAGAUCCCCGAGGCUCUUGCAUCCGGCGUCACCACUAUGCUGGGAGGCGGUACUGGUCCAAGCGCCGGAACCAAUGCAACCACCUGUACCCCCGGCGCACACUACAUGCGCCAGAUGCUGCAAGCAUGCGACACUCUUCCCAUCAACAUCGGCAUCACUGGCAAGGGCAAUGACAGCGCUCCCGAAGCCUUGCGGGAGCAAGUCGCUGCCGGCGCGUGUGGCCUCAAGCUCCACGAGGACUGGGGCACGACGCCUGCCGCCAUCGACGCAUGCCUGACGGUCUGCGAUGAGCUCGACGUCCAGUGCCUUAUUCACACUGACACGCUGAACGAGUCUGGCUUCGUCGAAUCCACCAUCGGUGCCUUCCGCAACCGCACCAUCCAUACGUACCACACCGAGGGCGCUGGCGGCGGCCACGCGCCCGACAUCAUCUCCGUCGUCGAGCACCCCAACGUGCUCCCCUCGUCGACCAACCCGACGCGGCCCUUCACGCGCAACACGCUCGACGAGCACCUCGACAUGCUCAUGGUGUGCCACCACCUGUCCAAGGACAUCCCCGAGGACGUGGCCUUCGCCGAGAGCCGCAUCCGCGCCGAGACCAUCGCGGCCGAGGACGUGCUGCACGACCUCGGCGCCAUCAGCAUGAUGAGCUCCGACUCGCAGGCCAUGGGCCGCUGCGGCGAGGUCAUCCUGCGCACCUGGAACACGGCGCACAAGAACAAGGUCCAGCGCGGAUACCUGCCCGAGGACGAGGGCACGGGGGCCGACAACGCCCGCGUGAAGCGGUACGUGAGCAAGUACACCAUCAACCCGGCCAUCGCGCAGGGCUUCUCGCAUCUCGUGGGAAGCAUCGAGGUGGGCAAGCUGGCAGACUUUGUCGUUUGGGACCCGGCCUGGUUCGCGACGAAGCCGAGCCAGGUGAUCAAGAGCGGUCACAUCGCGUGCGCUCAGAUGGGCGAUCCCAACGCCUCCAUCCCCACCAUCCAGCCCAUCAUCGCCCGCCCCAUGUUCGCCCCCCUCGUCCCCUCUACCAGCAUCCUCUUCGUCUCCGCCGCGUCCAUCUCCUCGGGCGCCAUCGCCUCGUACGGCCUGCGCAGCCGCGUCGAGGCCGUCCGCGGGUGCCGCAACAUCAGCAAGCGCGACAUGCGCCACAACGACCUCAUGCCGCGCAUGCGCGUCGACCCGGAGAGCUACACUGUCGAGGCCGACGGCAAGGUAUGCGCGGCCGAGCCGGCGACUACUCUACCGCUGACGCAAGCGUUCUAUGUGUACUAAGGAAGGGAGUCGCUGAGAGAGGGAGGGGCUUCUCGGG
Molecule: messenger RNA, 2657 nt
Organism: Ilyonectria robusta
Lineage: Eukaryota; Fungi; Ascomycota; Sordariomycetes; Hypocreales; Nectriaceae
Exons: 5
Coding region: 113-2620 (835 amino acids)
Biological process (GO): urea catabolic process
Cellular component (GO): urease complex
Molecular function (GO): urease activity; nickel cation binding
Source: RefSeq, a predicted model, not a curated record